GAUGAAUGACGAGAAACUAUGCACAUCAGGAAGCUAGAAAUUAUAUGUGUAGCUGAAACAAAGAAAGAAUUUCCUUUAACAACACUUUUCAUGUCUAGCCCGUGGAGGGAAAGAUCUCUGAAAAUAAUGAAAUUCACUCCUUUGUCAUUCUCCUUGGAAGGAAGAACCGAACAACUAAUCCCGAUGUCUGAAAGGCGAGACUUUGAUAGCAUUGGAAAUAAAUGCGAAGGAGGAGAGACGAAGCUUUUAGAAGAAGAGGAGCCUAGAAGGUCCCUAGCCUAUAGAAGCCUGCAAUGUCGAACUGAAUUCUGGCUAACGCCAUCCCAUCGGAAGAAUAAUUAACACAAAUUAGUUCAAGUGUCCAGACAGGCAGGUUCACCAAUUACUUAAUCACAAGCCAUUCGUUUUCUUCCUAUAUUCGCACCUUCCUUCCCUUUUCCUCGCUUUUUCUGGCUAUAGAAGGUGAUCUCAUUAUUUCCAUGCAAACCCUACAUGUUCUCUUUAGCAGACCCACCAAAAUUUCUUUGUCACAUUUUCCCUCAAGCAACUGAGAAACAUUUGAUUUGAGGAGAAUGCCUAGUGACAAAGAUCCUACUUUGAAUGCAUAAUGAGAAUCUUGCGGCGGAAUGAAUGGACGCGUUUGAUACAUCCCGAGUAAUUGGUGAGUUGCCGUUAAUACAAAGAGGAGGAGUUCAUCACUUGCGUAUGAUUAACCCUACACGGGGAAUAUG
Belonocnema kinseyi is the source of this 731-nucleotide messenger RNA. RefSeq lists its product as uncharacterized. The transcript has 2 exons. Bases 19 to 342 code for a protein of 107 amino acids. NCBI's taxonomy places the organism in Eukaryota, Metazoa, Arthropoda, Insecta, Hymenoptera, Cynipidae. The record is from RefSeq and is a predicted model, not a curated record.